Messenger RNA from Drosophila erecta, 2462 nucleotides. It is a transcript of the gene sqd, whose product is annotated as RNA-binding protein squid. Gene Ontology annotation, biological process: regulation of gene expression. The coding region runs from base 219 to 1256 and encodes 345 amino acids. NCBI's taxonomy places the organism in Eukaryota, Metazoa, Arthropoda, Insecta, Diptera, Drosophilidae. Gene Ontology annotation, cellular component: nucleoplasm. The transcript is spliced from 8 exons. Gene Ontology annotation, molecular function: RNA binding. The record is from RefSeq and is a predicted model, not a curated record.
AUACCAAAUCGGCUCGACUGGCAUGUCAUCAAGGUGGCAACGCCGCACCCAUAUACACACGCUGUCGCUUGCAUUUGUCAUUUUCCGGUCGUCAUUUCAUUCGUACGCGCGACUUUUUGGCGAGUGUGUAUAAAAAUCUCCGGCUUUGCGUAAAAAAAAAAAACAAAAAUCGUGCUGCUUAGCCCCCGAAAUUAGUGGAACAAACAAAAACACACAAAAUGGCCGAGAACAAGCAAGUGGAUACGGAGAUGAACGGCGAGGAUUUCACCAAGGACGUGACUGCCGACGGUCCGGGAUCUGAAAAUGGUGAUGCGGGCGCCGCCGGCUCGACCAACGGCAGUUCGGACAACCAAUCGGGCGCAUCCGGCCAGCGGGACGACGACAGAAAACUGUUUGUCGGUGGUCUGAGCUGGGAAACGACUGAGAAGGAACUGCGCGAUCACUUCGGCAAAUAUGGCGAGAUCGAGAGUAUCAAUGUCAAGACAGAUCCCCAGACCGGUCGCUCCCGAGGAUUCGCCUUCAUCGUGUUCACAAACACCGAGGCCAUUGACAAGGUCAGCGCCGCCGAUGAGCACAUAAUCAACAGCAAGAAGGUCGAUCCCAAGAAAGCCAAGGCCAGGCACGGCAAGAUCUUUGUCGGUGGCCUCACCACAGAGAUCAGCGAUGAGGAGAUUAAAACCUACUUUGGACAGUUUGGCAACAUCGUCGAGGUCGAGAUGCCAUUCGACAAGCAAAAGUCACAGCGCAAGGGAUUCUGCUUCAUCACCUUCGAUUCGGAGCAGGUGGUGACGGAUCUGCUGAAGACGCCCAAGCAGAAGAUCGCCGGCAAGGAGGUCGAUGUUAAGCGUGCAACGCCCAAGCCAGAGAACCAGAUAAUGGGCGGUAUGCGUGGAGGCCCACGCGGCGGUAUGCGCGGCGGACGCGGUGGCUACGGAGGACGUGGAGGCUACAACAACCAAUGGGACGGACAGGGAUCCUACGGCGGCUAUGGCGGCGGCUACGGCGGAUAUGGUGCCGGUGGUUAUGGCGACUACUAUGCCGGCGGCUACUAUAAUGGAUAUGACUACGGUUAUGACGGAUACGGUUACGGCGGCGGCUUUGAGGGUAACGGCUACGGCGGAGGCGGUGGUGGCAAUAUGGGCGGUGGUCGCGGUGGACCCCGCGGCGGCGGCGGCCCCAAAGGCGGCGGCGGCGGUUUUAACGGUGGCAAGCAGCGCGGAGGCGGUGGACGCCAGCAGCGGCACCAGCCCUACUAAAAAGGUGGCAGGGGGCGUGGGCAUUGGGUAUCUCGCAUUCUCCAGAUAACUGCAAACUAUUUGAAUUUUACCUAGUUUAGUUUGUUAUGCAUUACUAAAAGAAGCAACACACAUCUCUACAACAACACCAUCUGGGUAACCGCAUAUAUACGCCGUUGUAUAUAUCUGUAUGAAAGAAAUAAGGAAAAAAGUAAAUGAAGAGACUGGCUGGCUGGGAGCACUAAUAUCAACAUCAGCUACCUUUACACACCUUUACACACUUGAUGUGUAGCACCAUUCCAACAACAGCAACAGAAAAGAGAGCGUCAUAUGCAGCAGCAGCAUCGAGAGUUAAAAAGCAUCAUUUAUACCAUACAAAGCAAGCCACAACAAAGAAAAACAAACAAAAACAAAAAACACUACAAAAACCAAACACAAAUAGUUAGGCGUAGAGACACACACAUGUAAUUUUUCAGCAAGUGGCUAAUUUUUCAUAGCCACACGCUCAUUAAGCCGACAAACCAACCAAACAACCAACCAACCGCCCACCAAACAACCCUUCAACCCGCGUAAAACCACAAGACAACAUUGCAGGGAACGUGGCAAACAACAUUUGCCAAACUAAAUGCUAUGCAAUGCUCACGUUGCCUGUGUGUCGAAACUAAUUUGUUUUUCUAAUGUAGUCCCAUACAUUAUGCGAGGUAAUUGUUUAAUGCGUCAGUAGCACAGGAAGUCGGAGAGAUAGGAAAGAAAAGAAGAAAUCAAACAAAAAUACUUACAAAACAAAACAAAAUACAGCUAAAAUGUUUCAUACAUUACACAAUAGAGUAUAAGUAUUUGUUUAACUUUAAUUAUGAAUUAACUGUAAUAUGUAAUAAUAAUUAUAGAACCAACAAACAAAAGAAGCAAGCGUUGACUGGCUGGCACAUCGGGUUGCCUUCUUCCCGUUCGAUUGAAAAACUAUAUACAAUAUAUAAAAUAUACGAUAUACGACAAGACAAGACAACAAAGCAGAAACAACCUACAACAAACAAAACCACCAUAUUACAUAAUACUAACUAAUACAAAGCAGAAAGCGGAAACGGGAUUAGUUUUUGUUUUCGUUUUCGGAUAUUUGUAUUACGCUCAUAGACUACAUUUAUACAUACAUAAUACAUAAUGCAUCUAUAUUUAUGUACACUUCUGAAAGGGAAGAGAUUUAUAUUUUAAUAAAAAUCUAAAGCCACA